This is a messenger RNA of Crotalus tigris (Tiger rattlesnake), 3193 nucleotides long. It is a transcript of the gene RFX2, whose product is annotated as regulatory factor X2. Gene Ontology annotation, biological process: regulation of transcription by RNA polymerase II. The record is from RefSeq and is a predicted model, not a curated record. The coding region runs from base 993 to 2753 and encodes 586 amino acids. Gene Ontology annotation, cellular component: nucleus. Lineage: Eukaryota; Metazoa; Chordata; Lepidosauria; Squamata; Viperidae. Gene Ontology annotation, molecular function: RNA polymerase II cis-regulatory region sequence-specific DNA binding; DNA-binding transcription factor activity, RNA polymerase II-specific. The transcript has 16 exons.
GGGAAGAACGCGGGAGAGCUUGCAGCCUGCAAAGGCUGGUUUUCCAAAUCCGGAGGGAAAAAAACCCCCCAACAACUUAGAUACAGGCAGUCCUUGACUUACAACAAAAAUGGGGCAGAACUCACUUAAGGACUGCCUCGCUUAAGGACUGCCUCACUUCCCCAGAUAUAUUUCUGGGCUCCGUUGGGGUGGUAAGUGGAGGGAAACCUGUAUGUGUUCCUAAUGCCACCUUGUGGCCAGAAAUGAGGGCUGUAUUGUUUUCCACGCACCACACACACACACACACACACACACACACAACACACGCCAGUCACCUUGAAACAAGGGAAGGUCAGGCUUGCUUUGUGCGGCAAAGCCAACAGGAGGAUCCCCUCUUCCAAGGCCGGCUUUCCACCACCGAGUUUUUCCAAGCCGGUUCCUUUACUGCCAAGUGGGAAGCCCAAAGCAGCCACGGGCUACUUGCUUACCAAAUUUUUUAAUCUGGAACUUUUCUGACUAACUCCGCGGAGCUGCCUGCUCCCCUGGGAUCGCACCAAGUCUGCCAGACAGUGCAGGGAAGGGGAGCCUCGCCACCUUUGCACUGUCAAGGCUGUAGGCAUUUCCGGGCGCUCUUCCUUGCAAGGGGCGCGACGGCUCCCAGGUCCCUCCGGAUCGGCCACAGCCACUUCUGCGGAGAGGGGUGAUGGACACCUGGAAGGGAGGCUUCCCGGAUCACCGUUGCCUUCCCGGCUAGACCGGUCAAACGGGAGCCUGGUUUUAAUUUCCAGUCUUUUAAGGUGCAAACGGUGCAGCACGUGUACCCGGCCGAAGUCCAGUACAUCGAGGGAGGAGAGGCCGUCUACGCCAACGGGACUCUGCGCGCCACCUACACCUACAACACCGAAGCCCAGAUUUACGCCCCCGGAAGCGCCUCGGCCUACUUUGAGCCGGCGGGGGGCAACGCUCAGGUGAGCUCGGGGGCUUCCUCCCCCACCGCCCUCCCCUCCCACGGCAUGGUGGGCCUCGCCUUGGACAGCGGGGGCAGCAGCCAGAUCGUCACCAGCUCCGGCACCUAUCUCAUCCACGGCGGGAUGGAGAACACCCGGCACACCUUGUCGCACACCUCCCGCUCCUCUCCGGCCACGCUCGAAAUGGCCAUUGAAAACCUCCAAAAAAACGAAGGCAUUACGUCGCACAAAAGCACCCUCCUGAACAGCCAUCAGUUGCAGUGGCUGCUGGACAACUACGAAACGGCCGAAGGGGUCAGCCUGCCCCGCAGCUCGCUCUACAACCAUUACCUGCGUCACUGCCAGGAGCACAAGCUGGAUCCGGUCAACGCCGCUUCUUUCGGGAAGCUGAUUCGCUCGGUCUUCAUGGGCCUGAGGACACGUCGGCUGGGCACCAGGGGGAACUCCAAGUACCAUUACUACGGGAUCCGUCUCAAGCCAGAGUCGCCCCUGAACCGCUUGCAGGAAGAUGCUCAGUACAUGGCCAUGAGGCAGCAGCCGGCCCACCAGAAGCAGAGGUACCGGCCUUCCCAGAGGUUGGACGGUGCAGCUGAGGGAGGGGCCGUCAGCUCCCCCACCCCGGAGGAGUCCGUGGCCGCCCAGUGUCAGCACCACCAGCAAUACAUCGAUGUCACUCACGUCCUGCCCGAGUUCCCAGUCCUGAAUCCGGACACCGUCCUCCUGCAGGAGGGGAUCGAGACCAGCGACCUGCAGGCUCUGGAGCUCUUCUACCGCCGGCAUUGCGAGGCCAACGUCGAGGUGGUGAUGAGCCUCCAGCUGCCCUUCCUAGAGAAACUCUGGCGUUCCUUCUGGAAUUCCGAAUCCCUUCCGGGCCGGACGGGCACCGGCACCCCCGGGGCUUCCAGCGAAGAACCCUACGAAGCCGUCCUCCCCCGACACAAACUGAUGGCCCUCUGCAAGUACGAGCUCGUCCUGGCCUGGAUGCGAAGCUGCGACAACCUCUUGUACCAAACCCUGGUGGAGAUCCUGAUCCCGGACGUCCUCCGGCCGGUUCCCGGCACCUUGACCCAAGCCAUCCGCAACUUUGCCAAGAGCCUGGAGAGCUGGCUGAUGGGCGCCAUGAGCGAGUUCCCGCAGCCCGUGGUGCAGAGCACGGUGAGCGUAGUGAGCGCCUUUGCUCAGACCCUGCGCAGGUACACCUCUCUCAACCACCUGGCCCAGGCCGCGCGGGCCGUCCUCCAGAACACCUCCCAGAUCAACCAGAUGCUCAGCGACCUGAACCGGGUGGAUUUUGCCAACGUCCAGGAGCAAGCCUCCUGGGUCUGCCAGUGCGAAGAGGGCCUGGUGCAGAAACUGGAGCAGGAUUUCAAGGUGACGCUGCAGCAGCAAAGCUCCCUGGACCAGUGGGCCAGAUGGCUGGACGAGGUGGUCACCCAGGUGCUGAAGCCGCACGAGGGCGCGCCCAGCUUCCCCCGGGCGGCCCGCCAGUUUCUGCUGAAGUGGUCCUUCUACAGUUCCAUGGUGAUCCGCGACCUCACCUUGCGCAGCGCCGCCAGUUUUGGCUCCUUCCACCUGAUCCGUCUCCUCUACGAUGAGUACAUGUUCUACCUGGUGGAGCACCGGGUGGCCGAAGCCACGGGGGAGACGCCCAUCGCCGUGAUGGGAGAGUUCAGCGACCUGGCCUCCCUGUCUCCGGCUAUGCUCGAGAAAGACACUUUCGGCGCCCUAGGGCACGAGGCCGGAGCUUGCAAGCCCCAGGUGAAGCGCGAGCACAGCGACCCCGGCCCGUCCUUGCAGGAGAUCUAGCCUCCGGCCGAUGGGCAGGUCCUGUGCCCCUCAACCCCGACUCUGCCGAGAGUGCCAAGGCUUUCCGAGUGAUGCCCUGUGAGGACUCCCGGUCCUUACAGAUGACGUUGUGCCUCUUGAUUCCGUCUCGUGUUUACGGGUCUUCGCCAAAGACGGGCCGGUGUCCAGCAAAGACAGAGAAGGUCCUCGGCAGUCGGCCCGGUCCUUCUCUUUGCAAGGGCCCCCGGCCAGCUCUCCUUCACCCACCCCCAACCCCCGUCCUCCCUCCUGCUCUUUCUCUCUGCCUUAACUGACUCCACUCACCGAGGGGAAAACCUGCCGAGGUGCCACUGUGAUCCAAGUCUAUACGUGUCAAUUUUGCGCCUCGUGAGAGAAAGGGGGGUUCGUCCGGCGUCCUCGCCGACUCUUGCUAAAUAAAUUGACACUGUGGCCAAUCGUGA